AGCGGAUUGGGCGUCCCCCCCGCCGGCCGGCGCAGUUGGUGCAGUCCGGGAAGAUGGCAGAUGGAUACAUUGUGACAGUCUGAUCUUCUAGACUAGGAUACCAGUAAUGCCGUUCCCACCUGAACACAUGAUAAUCGGAUGACUUUCAAAGCACUUUUAAGAUGAACAUUCGCCGUAGCAGAUGCCUAGAGGAAGAGGUGACCUUCUAAGCAGCAAGAUGAGUGAAUGGCAAAAGAUUUUUGUGCAAAAUCUGACUGUUCCUCCACACUCCCAAAGGAAACGACAUCUCCCGAGGGAAUCAAUAGCAUUUCAGUGUGUCCUGAAGUAUGUUGAGGGGAAUUUAAUUAAGCAGAGAGUGCUAGAAGGCUUGUCAGAGGUUGAAUACCAGCUCCGCCUGUCCCUCUUUGACAUCACGUAUCGUCAUUUCUUUGGGAGAACAUGGAAAAGUACCACAAGACCUCUCAAAGCCGUGCCAGGACAGCCACCCAAAGUGGUUUUCAAUGAGACCAUUUAUUUUCACACAUCUUUAAACCAUCCCAGCAUCGUCGCCGUGGUGGAAGUGGUGGCUGCAGCCAAGAAGCGAGAGGGGACCCACCAGGAUCUGUCUUGUGGGUUUGGAAUUCUGCACCUGUUCAACAGCAAGUCAGAGCCAACAGAUGUGGCCACCAAGGACAGAGGGCUCCAGCUGUAUCAUGGGACACCGCGAGCGCUCCUGCACCCCCUCCUGCAGGACCCGAUAGAACAGAAUAAAUACAUGAUGGUGAUAGAGAACACUCACCUUCAGUACACCUUAAGGCCACACCCGCCCCUCGAGACCAUGUAUCACCUCUUCCCUGAGAAUAUGCUGGUGUCUGGGCUGCAGAAAAUUCCUGGCUUGCUGCUAACACAUGGAGAAACAAAUGAUUUCUUUCGAAAACCCCACCUCAUGAAAUCAGUCACGUGGUACUUGGACAAACUGUCCAUUAAUUUGUACCCUUCAUUAGAAAAAUUUGAGGAAGAGCUGCUGGAUUUACUCAACAGUGAGCGUUUACUUAAGGAUAGCUCCACGGUGGAUGGGAGCGAAGUUCUCAUUCAGGAACGACGGCUGCACAUCGGGGUCCACAAUGGCUUAUGCUUCGUUCAGAUGCCUCAGGUGGUGGUGUUGGUGCCAGAGGCCGAGGUGGCUCGGGGGCGCUCGGCCAGCUUCCACAGGAAACAAGGCCUCAGCGCCAAACCAAGCAUGGUAGGUCAAGCUCUGGUUUUGAGAAGCCGCAUUCGUUUGACCGAGAUGGUCCGUCACCCAGCAUUCGCAAUUGUCUUCCAGCUGGAGUAUGUCUUCUCUGCACCAAGUGGAGCUGACAGGAAGGCAUUGUCCAUUUCCUCUUUGACUCAAGCAGCCUAUAUGCAUUCCAUCCGAUGGACUGUUUGGAAUCCUUUGCUGGACUCGAGUUCCACGGAAGUGAUCUUACCACUUCAAGGAGGCGCCCAGCAGAACCCCAGCCAUGUGUUAGUUUACAAGAUGCCGCCCACCAGUAUGAGCUCCGAAGAGGUGAAGCAGGUUGAGUCUGGCACGGUCCAGUUCCAGUUUUCCACCAAUUCAGAGGAACAUCUCAGGACUUCUGCAAAUUCCUUAAGUAACACCAGAGCAGAGCUCCUCCACUCAGCGAAGCUGUCCACACCAUCGCUGAGUGCACCAUCUUCACCCCAGAUGUUGGUUUCCACUCAAGACUAUCCUCAAGGACCUGGGUUGUCGAUAUCCCAGUUGUCUGCAUCACCCCGUUCUCCUGUAAGCCACUCGUCCAAACGGCAAACCGGCUCUCCAGUCCCCCGCUCCCCUGGGAUGCACCGGCGUGAACGUGCAGAGCUCCCACAUGGAGGCAGCAGCGGUGGCAUAACGCACUUGGAGGCUGACCUCAACCCCAGCUCCUUGAUCCUGGAUUCCUCUGCAAGCGACCAGCUGCAGGAGCUGCCGUUCACGCCCGUGCACGCGCCUAUUGUUGCCAUGGGAACACAGACUGGAAGCUCUAGCUCUGUCCUCACUCGGGCCUCUCUGUCUCGCUUGCAUGCCGCUGGCUUUCCAGAAAUCCUGGAUUGUAACAAGGAGCCAGCAGAAGUUGUGGACCCUGCAGACCCUGUGAACUUCAACCCUCAAAGGGAAGAAGCUGACUUCUUGCAAAGCAAUGAAAUCAUUUUGCAGUUCCUUGCCUUCACCAGGAUUCCACAGGAUGGCAUGGGGACAACGUGGCCAAAGACUAUGUAUUUCACCUUCCAGUUUUACCGUUUCCCACCGGUCACAACACCACGAUUGCAGCUGGUGAAGAUGGACCAGUCUGGGACAGCCAGUUCAGCUGCUUCUUCCCAAAUCUUAUUCCAGAUCAACAAAGAUGGAACCCUUAGGAGUGAAUCUCCAGGGUUGCAGCUAAAGUAUAUGGUGGAUCCUGGUUUUCUGAAGCCAGGAGAACAACGCUGGUUUAUACGUUAUAUAGCUGACCAUAACCUACAGAUUGAUAUUUGGGAUGGAGAUUCUUUGCUCCUCAUUGGAUCUGCUGCAGUUAAGCUGAAGCACUUGCUUCGCCAGGGUCGGACAGCAGUUCAGGUCCAUCAUGAGCUGGAGGUGAUGACAACUGAAUACGAGCAGGACACAACAGUGAUGAGUGGGGACGUUCUCAGACAUGGCACUGUGAAGCCCAUAGGAGUCUACGCUGUUGUGAAAGGCCGACUUCACCUGAGUUUGGCCAAUGUUGGUCACCUGUGUGAGCAGAGGCUGAAGAAAUCAAACUCCUUGCCACCUUCCCGCUCUCGCAUUGUCUCCUCGCAUGAUGGGACCAGCAACUUCCACGGAGGCAGCUUGUUCUCCCUCCAUACGCCUGGGGCUAAGAACGUGUCCCAAGCCCAGAAGCUGGCGGACGUGGACAGCGAGCUGGCUGCCAUGCUGUUCAGCCGCCUGCAGGAAGUGAGCACGGCCUUCCAGCACGCCAGCCGCGAGGCCAGCGUCAUCCGCAGGCGGAAGCUGGAGAGGAUGAUGAUGGUGCGACAGCUCGAAGCCCAGGAGGACGUCAAUGGGAGGAGAGCAAGCCGCAUGGGCCGGCGUGAGGAGCGCAUCCAGCACGCCAGGGACCUGCAGAUUAUUGAUGCCUACCGGGAGCGCAUCAAGGCCGAGAGCAUCUCUAGCAUGCUGAUUCAGGCCAUCACCACCAACUACACGCUCUAUGCCACGCUGGGCACAGCAGAGUUCUUUGAGUUUGCCCUGAGAAACCCAUACAACGUCCAGCACACGGUGACGAUCGAGAUCGACCACCCUGAGCUGAGUGUUAUUGUGGACAGUAGGGAGUGGAGACACUUCAAAGAGCUGACCCAAACAAUGACUACUCCAGUAGAAGAGGACAUGUUCCAUCUUCAGGACAACCUCAUGCCUCAGGUCUACCUGCGCCCCAAAGAGACCAUUCACAUUCCAUUUAAAUACCAGGCCUUCUCUGUGGACCACGCUGUCAUGAUGCAGCAGGGCCCUGCUGAGCUGAGAUUCAAUAAAGGCACAGAAGCUGCACCCCCCUGGAAGUCCAGUGCCAUGCUGACAAAACGCAUCAAGAUCUCCUUUAAGGCAAAUGGUGACAAACCCAUUGCAAUUCUCAGUGUUAAUGUGGAGCCUCAGCCCCACGUGGUGGAUCAGACAUUCCGAUUCUAUCACCCGGAGCUCACCUUCCUGAAGAAGUCCAUACGGUUACCUCCAUGGUACACCCUGCCAGGUGCCCCAGCAGGAAUGCCAGGUGGGGAACCGGAGAUGUACGUCCGCUGCAGUGACCCCAACAUCAUUUGCGAAACAAAAAAAAUGGGUCCUGGGGAGCCACAGGAUGUGUUCUUAAAAGUAGCUGGAGGACCAAGCCCACAGAUCAAAACAUUCUUUGUUGCUAUUUACACGGACACCUGGCUUGCUGCUCCCAUUCAGAUCUGGCAAUUUUACCUUCACUCGCUGCAACGUGUGGACGUUAGCUGCAUAACUGGCCAGCUGACCCGCCUUUCCUUGGUUCUCAGGGGCACCCAAACCAUCCGGAAAGUGAGAGCUUACACCUCGCAUACCCAGGAGCUGAAGGUGGAUCCCAAAGGCGUGUUUAUUCUCCCUCCGAACGGGGUGCAGGACCUGCAUAUCGGCGUGAGGCCUCAGAAAGCUGGCAGCAGAUUUGUUUACCUCAAUCUGGUGGAUGUGGAGUACCACCAGCUUGUUUCGUCCUGGCUGGUGUGUGUCUCCUGCCGACAGCCUGUCAUUUCCAAGGCAUUUGAAAUAACACUCCCUGCCGGCGGAGGGAAAGGCUCCAACAAGCGGAUCACAUACACGAACCCAUAUCCCUCCAGGAGGAUGUACUUCCUGCAUACCAACCGAGCUGACCUGCUGCAGUUCAAGGAGGAUUCCUUUGAGAUUGGAGGAGGGGAGAUGUACACGAUUGGCUUGCGGUUUGCACCAAGCCAGAGCACCGGGGAGGAGGAGAUUCUGAUUUAUAUCAAUGACCACGAAGACAAGAAUGAAGAAACCUUCUGUGUGAAGGUUGCCUAUCAAUAAAGAGGAGGCUUUGCCUGAGGGUCAGUAGAAUGACGUGUUCCUGGAGCAUCUGUCGAAGCUUUCAUCUUACUCCACCUACCAAGAGACAGAGUCCUGUUGUUAUCAGCUUUAGAGACUUUUCCCUCCAUAGAUUUUCUGUUUCUGAAUUUCCUCGACCACGUUUGUUUGAAGACAGAAAACCGAUUGAGCUGCUCUGUGAACCUAGCCCACAUGCUGUCAGGAUGUGUUUCCUUCCUCUUUGCAGUUUGCCUCUAUCUAAUCAAGCCAUGGCCAAGUCACUAUGAUUUAUUGUCCGACUGAAUUCUUGGCACACUAACAUGACCUCCAAUGAUGUAACAGCCAUAUUUGUUCUACUUAAAAUGGUAAAUUAAUCCCUAUAUAUUUAUACCAUAUGCCACGGUCCAGACGAUUGUCACUAUUUCUGUUAUUCUUUGCUGGCCGUGAGCUUGUUUGGAUUUUUAUUUUUUUAAUUCUUUUUUUAACAGAUUUUUAAAAGCUG
Messenger RNA from Terrapene triunguis (Three-toed box turtle), 5030 nucleotides. RefSeq names its product nephrocystin 4 (gene NPHP4). Lineage: Eukaryota; Metazoa; Chordata; Testudines; Emydidae. Gene Ontology annotation, cellular component: ciliary base; cytoskeleton; ciliary transition zone. The transcript has 31 exons. Bases 182 to 4531 code for a protein of 1449 amino acids. Gene Ontology annotation, biological process: protein localization to ciliary transition zone; negative regulation of canonical Wnt signaling pathway. The record is from RefSeq and is a predicted model, not a curated record.